GAACGAUUAAAGCUACCAACAGAGAAUAGAAGACAGUUUGUAUUACAUAAGACAAGAACAGAGUUUAGAGAGUCAAGAGAACUGACUGAUCCAAAGAAGAUAAGGAGUUUAGUUAUAGUUGGAAAUACACAUUUAGAUACAGUUAUGAUACAGGCAAAGCAUUUGAGUACAAUACUCGAAUAUGAACCAACACCUAUAGAGAUUAGAUUACAAGAGAAGGAGGCUGGUGGUAACGCCACUGCUUCAACACUAUCACCAGAGGAUCAAAAGACAUUGACAAUCAACAAACAACACAUUGAACUCGAACGAAAGAGAGAACAGGAGCGACAACUAAGGCAAGCAAAUGAUAACAACGAAGACGAUAUU
Messenger RNA from Acytostelium subglobosum LB1, 366 nucleotides. RefSeq lists its product as hypothetical. The record is from RefSeq and is a predicted model, not a curated record. The transcript has 2 exons. NCBI's taxonomy places the organism in Eukaryota, Evosea, Eumycetozoa, Acytosteliales, Acytosteliaceae. The annotation marks the transcript as partial.